Molecule: messenger RNA, 1041 nt
Organism: Penicillium canariense
Lineage: Eukaryota; Fungi; Ascomycota; Eurotiomycetes; Eurotiales; Aspergillaceae
Exons: 1
Coding region: 1-1041 (346 amino acids)
Source: RefSeq, a predicted model, not a curated record
AUGUCUUCUCAUGAGAGGAGUCCGCCCGCUAUAGGCGUUAAACUAGCCACCGAGGACGAUUGGCAUCAGUGGCUAUCGACUGUCAAAACUAUUGCCUUAGAAGCGCAGAUUUGGCAAUAUAUCAACCCGAAAAAUCCCACAGAGCCCCCGGAGCCUAUCGAGCCUCAACGGCCGACAGCAGCCACCGUCGCCGGUAAUCCAACAGCCACCGUUAACGACCUAAGCCAAUCAGACCUUCAGCGUUAUCAAGCGCUCCUAUCGAUUUACCGCAUCGAACGAGACGAAUACGACGCGUUCUUUCACGCCCGUCAGCGGCUAGUUCGAGCUAUCUUAGCCAGCGUUGCCCAGGCAAAUCAGCACUACCUUACUGGGCUACACACGCCUUACCAGCAGCUCCUAAAGCUUCGAACAGUCUUCGCACCUUCACCUCGCCUAUAUCGACAACAGCUACGCGUUACUUGGCGAGAUCAACUCGAAUAUGCAUCCAAUCAACACCAAGAUCGUCAAGCUUGGCUUAUUCGGACCGAAGCGCUUUAUAACGAGUGUCUCAGCGUCGACGUUCCGGAAGUCAAAGAUAAAGAUGCGUUACUAUACGACUUCUUAACUGCUAUCCGCGCAGCCGGCAACGAACUCUUCUUCCAAACUUGGUAUCAACACAUCUUCGUAGCCAAUCAAGACAUCGAUUUCUAUCGGCUUGUCCACUAUCUUCGUGAGGCCCAGCGGCUAGAGAAAUCACAAGCUUCUACCAGAACCGGCCGUCUAGCUAUGUCAACCCUUAAUGGUCAAAGAGAGGCACGACCAGCUUGUGUUUGUGGCUACAAUCACCCUUAUAAGCGUUGUUAUUACCUUAACACCGACGCGAGGCCAGAUAGUUGGACGCCUAAUCAAGACACGGCCGAAUCGGUCAACAAACGUCUACAAGACGACCCAGAACUUAUUAAGCAGAUCCAAAAGACCCUUCCUGGCUUUCAAUCAGUCGUUUUCACCACCUUCAGCGACGUCAACGGCCCUAUCGGGUCUAUGUCACGAAUCGCUAUGUGA